Messenger RNA from Penicillium chermesinum, 318 nucleotides. Its product is annotated as glutaredoxin family protein. Lineage: Eukaryota; Fungi; Ascomycota; Eurotiomycetes; Eurotiales; Aspergillaceae. The transcript has a single exon. Bases 1 to 318 code for a protein of 105 amino acids. The record is from RefSeq and is a predicted model, not a curated record.
AUGCUGCCCACGCGUGCCCUUUGGGGUCAGGCUCGCUUGACCUUGUUUACCCGGGCGGGCUGCGGUCUUUGCGAUACGGCGAAACACACUGUGGUCCAACUCCAGAAACGCCGGCCCUUUGAGUAUGUGGAGGUAGACAUCAUGGAGCCUGAGAAGAAGGCAUGGAAGGAUGUUUACGAUUAUGACGUCCCUGUCCUCCAUAUCCAAUCUGUCAAUGAUGGUCUGCCGAAAGAAGCAGAGCUGUCAGACUCCCGCAAACUCUUUCAUAGAUGGACUGAGCAGGACGUGGAGAAGAUGGUUGAUGAGGCUGAAAAAUAA